UGUAACACAUACCGCAUGCGCACUCGGUCUUUCGCAUAUGCAGUUGUGAAUCGCUGUUUUGUAAAAAUAUACAGAAUUUGUUUAGUCUUUUCAAUUAAAGGAACGCAAGUGGAAGUAAAAGCUGUUAUACUGCACGUGUUUAUCGCAAAAUAUCUGACGUGGAUUUUCUAAAGCUAUAGUCUGAACGUAGUUUACACUGUAUUUUUUGUUGGCUCAUUAGCUUAGCAAGGUACGCUGAUGUGACUAGUCCACAGUCCACAAACUCUUAUUUUUUUGCAUGCGCGGUUAAUUAUUUUUACAUUUCCCGGCGUAUAUCUCGGACCGACUGUAUCUACUAAGUUUAAAUGUCCAUUCUCGGUAUAUAUAAUUUAGACUAAAUGCUUUAUAAGGUUAUCCCUCUUUGUGAGUGCAGAUUUGCAGAAACGCAAUGGACAGAGACUUGUUGAGGCAGUGUUUAUUGUAUCAUGGUGAGUCCUUGUUCAACAAACUAAAAUGCGAGCAAACAGAAAACCCAGACUUCCAAGCGUUGGCAAGCGAUUUGUGCAAGAUCACGAGCGAAAGCAGGGCUGAAGAGCCGAGUUGUCCUCUGGUGGAACAGUUCAUAGCCAGAAAGGCAGACAUCCUGUUUAAUCCAGCAUGGAAGACGGCUACAUCUCAGCGGGAGGAUCUCGAGGAGAUGGAGGAGGCUGCAGAACCUUACGCCAUCAUGCCACCGCUGGAAUUAUUCAUGGAGGUGCCGUAUGAAGAGAAAAGAUCGAUGGUGUACAGGGACUUGGAGAGAGGAGACAUUGUGGUUGGCAGGAUUAACAACAUAAGAGAAUAUGGCUUUUUUCUCACUUUGCUGUGCAUGGCAGGAGAACUGAAGAGGGACAUGGAGGACUUAGAUUUGUCAGCCUUAUGUCACAUCAAAGAAAUACCCUCAACUGGCAGCCAUGAUGAUCCUCUGUCCUACUACCAGACUGGGGAUUUCAUCAGAGCUGUGGUGAAAGAUAUCGACCGCUACCAAGAAAAAAUCACAGUGUCACUCCUGCCAGCCUCUCUUUCUCCCAACUUAGAGGGCAUCAAACUGGGAGUCAUUACCCAGGAGGAGCUGCCCAUUCACUACAGCCGUGCCCUUCGUGCUUCCAGUGACUUCAAUCAGACAUAUGGUUCUAUUCUAAGGAGCUGCCAUGGUUACCACAACCCCUGUGUGGUGGACUACCUACUGCAAAAGGUCCGAAUUAGUGACACCCACCCACCAUCUAUGAUGAGAGGACUACAGAGUAAACUUUUCAAAGAGGAGGAUUUUGCCUCUUCAAUCAGGAAGAAACAGUCUGCGUCAUGGGCCCUGAAGUGUGUGAAGGCAGGUGUCGACCACUUCAAACAUGGUCGUCACGUGGAGGCCAUGAACGAGUACAACAAAGCCUUAGAGAUAGACACAAAUAAUGUGGAGGCGCUCGUAGCACGUGGAGCUCUGUAUGCAAACAAAGGCAGCAUCUUGAAGGCUAUAACCGAUUUUGAACAGGCUCUGGAAAGCUGUCCCGAUCAUCGUAACGCUAAGAAGUAUCUCUGCCAGACACUAGUGGAGAGAGGCAAACAGCUGGAAGAACAGGAAAAGCUUGUAACAGCAGAAGGAUUGUACAGGAGAGCUUUGUCUCUGGAUGACAAAAAUCUUGACGCCCAAGAUGCCCUGCGCAAGAUUACGGAUACAAUACAGAAAUCCAUUCGCCUGCGAGAAGAAGCGCUGGCUAAGGAGCAGGAAAAUGUCAAGACCAGCGAAAGCAGCGCUCAGAAAUUGCGUAAGAUAUUAAAAGAAGAAAAAAGAAUGAAGAAAAAAAAGAAGAGAUCGGCAUCCUCCUCGUCUUCCUCCUCCACGUCUUCCAGAGACUCUUCCUCUUCCUCCUCCUCAUCCUCCAGAAGGAGGUCCAAAAAGAAGAAGAAGAAGCAUAAGAAGUCUCAGCGAGGAGGUAAACACCGCCGUAGACUCUCCUCCAGAGACAGCAAGAGGAGCGAGGAGGGUAAGAGGGAGAAGAAUGGGAGAAAGCAGAAGGAUGAGGAGGAGGUGGAAUGGUAUCCUGCUCCUCAAAACACCUCAGCCACCUUUCUUUACCAGAAGGGAGGGCCCAGGUUUGGAGACGAUGACAACGGUGAUGAUGUUCAGGAGCAUUACAAUGACGAAGGAAAGAUCUCCCAGCUCUAUUCUCUGGCAGCAGCCUCCGAACAUGAGGACUCCGACUCCUCACGUUGGGAAAGGAAGAGAAGGGAGAGCAAGAGCAGCAGAAGGAGAAGCACCCACAGCAAGAGUCCUAAAAUGGAGGAUAGAAGGAGGAGUCAGAGUAAGGAAAGAAGGGCUAAAGAAGGAGAAAGAGGUAAGGAAGAAAACAGGAGGAACAGUGACUCUAAACGAAGAAACAGCUUUGAGGAGUACAGAAAGAGGAAGGUUUCCUGCUCCUCCAUAGACUCUACUGAAUAUUCACGAAAAUCAAGUUCCCAGUCGGAAUAUUCAGGAUACUCUGCAUCCAAACACCUGGAGAAAAGGGAAAGAUACAACCCAGGAAAGAGGAAUUCUUUUGACGGUGGUAGGUAUGAGAAAGAGGAAUGGAACAAGAUGCAGGACAUAAGUAGAGGAAAGCAAAGCAGAAAGGACCAGGGAGAUGAUGAUGAUGAUGACGACGAUGGUGGCAGUAGAUCAGCUGGAGGAAUAAGUAAAAGCUCACAGAACACUGGAAGUCAGCAUGCAGCUGCAGCCAAAAAAGACCUGCCUACCAAUCUGCUGGAUAUUUUCCAUAAGAUUGCAGAGUUUGAGAAGGAGAAAGGAGUCGGGCUGAAAAAAUGAACGCCAAAAGGAACACUCAACAGGAAGUGCCAAAUGUUUAAAUGAGUAAAAGAACAGACAGUCAGAAUAUUCCUUUUGGACUGUAUUUCAGGCUGUUGUCAUUUCUGCAAAACAAUACUGACAGUAAUAAAAAUCAAUUGAAACUGCUGAUGAAUCUAGACAUUUAUUUUCCUGAUGCAGAUUUUUAUUUUUCGAAAACUAAAUCACACCUGAAAAUGUUGAUUAAUAAAUACAAGGUUAAGUGGGGUUCUUUUUAUUGUCUGACAGAAACCUAAUUUUUUGUUUUUGUUUUUUGUUGUUUUGGUCGGGCUCUAUAUUUUGACCUGUCAGCAUGUUGGCUUGACUUUUAGAUACAAGCGUUGCUACGAGCAUUAUUAUCAGUCGUUGACUUAAAGCUGCGAGAUUCCAUACUGUAUUUCAAUAUUCAGCUGUGUCUUCCACUCUGUCCUUCUGUCCUGGUGUCUGUGUCUGUGUGUGUUGUGAAGGUACAGGGCUCAGUUCAGCUGCCUGUUCCUGAAUGUGCACAGUCAAUGUCAGCUGUGAAAUUACUUCACAUUCACCCAUGACCCAUAGUGCCUCCACGGUAAUGGCUGUAUAUUACAGUGGAGGUAUCUUGGUGGUGUAACUGCACAUAAAAGGUUGACAAUAAAGGACUUUAAAAUUCCUGUAA
Cynoglossus semilaevis (tongue sole) is the source of this 3485-nucleotide messenger RNA. It is a transcript of the gene ttc14, whose product is annotated as tetratricopeptide repeat domain 14. Gene Ontology annotation, molecular function: nucleic acid binding; protein binding. The transcript is spliced from 12 exons. The record is from RefSeq and is a predicted model, not a curated record. Lineage: Eukaryota; Metazoa; Chordata; Actinopteri; Pleuronectiformes; Cynoglossidae. The coding region runs from base 428 to 2815 and encodes 795 amino acids.